Molecule: messenger RNA, 1236 nt
Organism: Ornithodoros turicata
Lineage: Eukaryota; Metazoa; Arthropoda; Arachnida; Ixodida; Argasidae
Gene: sds22
Product: protein phosphatase 1 regulatory subunit 7-like
Exons: 11
Coding region: 93-1220 (375 amino acids)
Molecular function (GO): protein binding
Source: RefSeq, a predicted model, not a curated record
GCGAACAAAUUGAUGAAAUCUGCCAAUCCAAGCCAAGCCAAUACGAUGUUUCACGGUACUUUUGGUAUUUUGUUCAGCGACAGAAGUUGAAAAUGAGCCAAGCUCCCGUCGCAGAUAAAGAGGUCAAACCUCUGUUACCUGGUUCCCAACCAGCACUGGCCAAGCCCACUGAUGCUGCACCAGAGAAGGCUGAACAAGACAGACCAACAGAGCAGAAAAAAUCUGAAACAGCUCCUACUCAACAGCAAGCUACAGUACCGUCUAAGGACCCAGUACAGCCAAAGGUGGAAGUGGUGCACGCCCAGCCACCACCAGAACAGAGAGGCUGUGUGGAAACAGAAAUAUCAGUGAAGGACUUUGAACCCGAUCAAACGGAAGUUGACUUCAAUCAUUACCGCAUCGGAAGGAUAACCAACCUCGAAACAUUGCAGGCUCCCAUAUUCAUUUGUUUCCGAAACAACCUCAUCAAAAAGAUCGAAAAUCUCCAGCACCUCACUACCCUGAGAGAACUUGAGCUUUAUGAUAACCUCAUCACAAAGAUUGAGAACUUGGAUGCGCUUGUGAACUUGGAAAUCCUGGACGUGUCUUUCAACAGGAUACCCAUUAUUGAGAACCUCGAUGCCCUUGUAAAUCUGAAAAAGUUGUUUCUGGUCAACAACAGGAUCACGAAGAUCCAGAAUUUGGACAAGCUCGUUAAUCUGGAAAUGUUGGAGCUGGGCUCAAACAGAAUCAGGGUGAUUGAGAACCUGGACAAGUUGAAGAGCCUCAAGCAUUUAUUUGUGGGAAAGAACAGGAUAUCAAAGCUAGAAAACCUACAUCCACUAGAAAACUUGGAGCUUCUCAGCAUCCAGAGUAAUCGUCUCGUGAAACUAGAGGGCCUUCAGAACAACAAGAGGUUGAGUCACCUGUACAUGUCGCACAAUGGCAUUGAAGCAAUUGAGAACCUGGAUAACAAUGUUAUGCUUGAGACUCUGGACUUGGCUGCUAAUAGAAUCAAGCAUUUGAAGAACAUCGACCAUCUUGUGAACGUUGAAGAGUUCUGGUUCAAUGACAAUCAAGUUGACAACUUUGAUGAACUGGAGGUCUUAAGGAAGCUGCCAAAGCUGGUAACUGUGUACUUUGCAAGCAACCCCAUCGAGAAAGAUCCAAUGUACCGGCGAAAAAUCAUGAUGAUCUGUCCGACUGUUAAACAGAUUGAUGCCACCAUGUGUAGGAAAUAAAUGUUCUUUUUUUACA